Molecule: messenger RNA, 1501 nt
Organism: Arabidopsis thaliana (thale cress)
Lineage: Eukaryota; Viridiplantae; Streptophyta; Magnoliopsida; Brassicales; Brassicaceae
Gene: CAN
Product: Ca-2+ dependent nuclease
Exons: 9
Coding region: 312-1283 (323 amino acids)
Cellular component (GO): plasma membrane
Molecular function (GO): nuclease activity; nucleic acid binding
Source: RefSeq, marked reviewed
AGGAAUCUAGUUCUCCUAAACUACUUAAAAGAAAUAAAAAUGCAAUCAGAACUAGCAUUUAUAAGCCAAAAAUACCAAAUUACGGGCCCUGCUCAAGAAAGAAAAAAAAAAAAAAAAAAAAAAACAAUAUAAAACAAUUAUUUUGAUCACAUUAGCUUCUUACCCAAUAACAAACCGCCACGUAUGACUUCGCUUGUUCGAUAAACAAUCUCUCUGCUCCAUAUAACUGAAUCAAAGACUUUCACACGAGAUCAAGGAAGAAAGAUCAAAACUCUUUCUUUCCUUUUUUUGUUGAAAAUCAAAUCUAAGAAAUGGGUAACGCGAUUAGGUUACUCCGGAAAUGCUUGAAUUCUCACGGCGUCUCCGCCUCUUCCGGCGGCGUCUCAGCUCUUUCUCGUGAUCUCUUAAACUUCGAGACCACUUCUCAGGUUCCUGAGAAGCUUGGGAGUUACGUUGUGUCUUCCCAAAAGGCUCAAGCAAACUGGUAUAGAAAAAUACUUGAGGCAUGGAAGCAAGCUAAGCCUCGGCCUAAAACUCCUGAGGAAGCCUCCAGGCUUGUUAUCGCGGCUCUAAAGAACCAUCAAAAAGCAGAUGUUGAGGGACUUUUGUCUUUCUAUGGACUACCUUCACCUCACAAUCUCGUUGAGGUCCCUACGGAAGCUCCUGUGUCUUUACCUAAAGGAGUUCGGUUUGAGCUUAACACGCUUCCGGUGGAUACAAAAUCUGUGGCAGAUGGUGAUACUGUUACUGUGUAUGUUAGUAGCAAAGACCCGCUUGUGUCAUCUUCUCUUCCUAAGGACGUGAGUCUUGCAGCGGUUAAAAGAGCCAAAGCGCGUGAGAAGAAGAAUUAUACUGAAGCAGAUGCACUUCACAAGACGAUCAUAGCUUCUGGUUACAGGAUGAUAAGUUUUCAGAAUGAGGAAGUGCUUGCUAAAAAGUUCAGAAUUAGACUAAGCGGAAUAGAUUCACCGGAGAGCAAAAUGCCGUAUGGAAAAGAGGCGCAUGAUGAGCUACUCAAGAUGGUUGAAGGGAAAUGCUUGAAGGUGUUAGUAUAUACAGAGGAUCGUUAUGGAAGAUGUGUAGGAGAUAUAUACUGCAAUGGAAAAUUUGUACAGGAAGUAAUGCUAAAGAAAGGUCUUGCUUGGCAUUAUGUAGCCUAUGACAAGCGUGCAGAGCUCGCAAAGUGGGAAAAUGAGGCUAGGCAAAAGCGCGUUGGCUUGUGGGCAUCUUCUAAUCCAGAGAAGCCAUGGGAGUGGAGAAAGAACAAACGUGGAGGCAAUUAAUGAUAACAAAACCAAUAAAAACAACAAUACAAUACUAUUCGAUUAUAUGAUUAUUGUGAAUUAAAGAACUUGUGAUCUGUUGUUGUAAUUGUAAGAGAAGUAUGUAUAUGUUUUAUGUAUUGACAAGUAUUUUUUUGGCAAUAGAGAAUUUCUCUUUGAACCUUGAGACAGAAGUUAGCUUAGUUGUUUCGUUUCUAAAUAUAAGGGUACAUAGUUUA